Messenger RNA from Talpa occidentalis (Iberian mole), 9337 nucleotides. RefSeq names its product phosphodiesterase 12 (gene PDE12). The transcript has 3 exons. The record is from RefSeq and is a predicted model, not a curated record. Gene Ontology annotation, molecular function: 3'-5'-RNA exonuclease activity. Lineage: Eukaryota; Metazoa; Chordata; Mammalia; Eulipotyphla; Talpidae. The coding region runs from base 85 to 1911 and encodes 608 amino acids. Gene Ontology annotation, biological process: nuclear-transcribed mRNA catabolic process, deadenylation-dependent decay. Gene Ontology annotation, cellular component: mitochondrion.
GUUGCGAGCCUGAAUGGCUCUGGAGCCGGCGGAUGUGUCUCCUUUCUCCACUUGACGCUUGGUCGCCGCUGGGCUGCCAGGUUCAUGUGGAGGCUCUCAGGAGCCCGCGCCGCGCUUCGUGGGGUCCGUACGGCGGUGGAACGGCACAGCCGGACGGAGGCGGCAGCUGAGACGGCGGCCGGCGCGAUGGAGCGGGCUGUGGUGCGCUGUGUGCCCUCGGAGCCCAAGCUCAGCCUGUCGUUCGCGUUGGCCGACGGCAGCCACAAGAACAUGCAGCGUGACCAGAGCGAGCCGCUGGGUCGCGCCCUCAGCCGAAUCGCUACCAACGCUCUCAAGGGCCACGCUAAGGCGGCCGCCGCCAAAAAGAGCAGGAAGAACCGUCCGAGCGCGAGUGGCGGCGUGGCGUGUGCGGGGCCCGGACCCGAGCCGGGUGCGGCCUGCGAGCCGGUGGUGAAGCUGUACUACCGGGAGGAGGCAGUGGCUGAGGACGUGCUCAACGUGGACGCCUGGCAGGACGGCGCGGUGCUGCAGAUAGGCGAUGUCAAGUACAAGGUGGAGCGCAACCCUCCCGCCUUUACCGAGCUGCAGUUGCCACGCUACAUAAUGGCCGGAUUCCCGGUGUGCCCCAAGCUCAGCCUAGAGUUUGGGGAUCCCUCCAGCUCCCUCUUCCGCUGGUACAGAGAAAACAAACCCCGAGUGGCGGAACCAGAGGGCGGGGGCCCCUCGUCAUUUUCUCCGUCUUCGUCCUCUCCUACUUGGAUCGAGACUGGUGUGGACCAGCGCGUUUAUACCCCGACUAAUGCUGACAUCGGCCUAAGGCUCAAGUUUCAUUGCACCCCAGGCAAUGGGCAGCGCUUCGGGCCAAGCAGAGAGUUGGAGAGUUGUCCAGUGGAGGCCGGGCCUGGCACCUGCACCUUUGACCACCGGCAUCUGUACACCAAGAAAGUGGCAGAUGACGCUCUCAUCCGCACUGUCUCCUACAACAUCCUUGCGGAUACGUACGCACAAACUGAAUUCUCGCGGACUGUCCUGUACCCAUACUGUGCCCCGUACGCCCUGGAGCUCGACUACCGCCAGAAUCUUAUCCAGAAAGAACUCACGGGCUACAAUGCAGACCUCAUCUGUUUGCAAGAGGUUGACCGCAGCGUGUUUACAGACAGCUUGAUGCCUGCCCUCGAAGCCUUUGGACUGGAAGGCCUGUUUCGAAUCAAGCAGCACGAAGGUUUGGCCACUUUCUACCGAAAGUCCAAGUUCACCCUCCUUAGCCAGCAUGACAUUUCUUUCCAUGAAACCCUGGAGUCUGACCCACUUCACAAAGAACUGCUAGGAAAGCUAGAUUUGUACCCUUCCGCAAAAGAGAGGGUGUUACAGAGAUCUUCUGUCCUUCAGGUUUCUGUUCUUCAGUCUACAAAGGAUUCUUCGAAAAAGAUAUGUGUUGCUAAUACCCAUCUCUACUGGCACCCAAAAGGUGGGUACAUUCGUCUUAUUCAAAUGGCAAUAGCCUUGGCUCAUAUUAGGCAUGUCUCCUGUGAUCUGUAUCCUGGCAUACCAGUUAUAUUUUGUGGGGACUUUAAUAGUACCCCAUCAACAGGAAUGUAUCAUUAUGUCAUCAAUGGAAACAUACCUGAGGAUCAUGAAGACUGGGCUUCUAAUGGGGAAGAAGAACGAUGCAAUAUGUCUCUUACCCAUUUUUUCAAACUGAAAAGUGCUUGUGGUGAACCUGCUUACACAAAUUACGUUGGUGGCUUUCAUGGAUGUUUAGAUUACAUUUUCAUUGACUUAAAUGCUUUAGAGGUUGAACAAGUGAUUCCAUUACCUAGUCAUGAAGAAGUUACUACCCACCAGGCCUUACCUAGUGUUUCCCAUCCUUCUGAUCACAUAGCACUUGUAUGUGACCUAAAGUGGAAAUAGAUUUGUAUUUAAUGGAAUUUUUUUUAAUUUUUUUUUUUUUGUAUUUAAUGGAAUUUAAGUGUGCUUGGGUAUGAAAUUUAAUAUGAAUCAAAGCUUACUGUAACCUUCAGAGAAGAAAACUGGACACUAAGUUAAAGUGUUCUUACCCUACUAGUUAUUGUCCAGUGUCUUCAUUACAUGACUGUUCAUAAUGUUUGCAUAAUAUAGUUUCUCUACCCUUUUUUUCUAUACUUGGAAGAAAAACAAAUAUAUUUAUGACUAGCAGGAAGAAAAUUGAAUUAUUGUGUAUGUUUUAUAAGUACUUUUUUUUCAACUAGUAAUUACGAAUUUUUUUUAAAGUGCCAUUUGAAUGACCCUAUAGUUUUUCUAUCAUAAUACAUAUUUCAAAUUGAAUCAUGUUUAUAUAAUUAGGGAGAAAGUGCAUACAAGCUGUGAGGGGCCUAAGUUCUGACACAUGGAAUGACAUUAGGGUCUACCUCAAUUUGGUUAGCAAUUUAAUACAACUUAAGAGCUUUAACAAAAGAUUAAAAAUAACAUCACAAUUAUUAAUACUUUCAUUUUUCAAUUAACAGGGGUGUUUUCAUUUUUAAGAUUUUAGUUUAUAGUAAAUGGAACAAACGGUCAUAUUUAUAUUCUCAUUCUUAACUGCAGCUCAUUUUGACUUUUAGGAUGUAAGCACAAUUUAUUAUUUCCGAGUCAGUGGCAACAUAGUCAACUUGAUCCCAUUGUCUUUAAUUACUUUGGUUCAUGAAAAAUGUUCAUAAUUCAACAUGGUAUUUGACCUUAUGAUAUUAGAGAAUACAACAUAAUAUGAAAUUGCCGACGGACAUGGGCUUGAAAUUUUCAGUGAACCAUUGAGCACUUAUAUGCUAGAACUAUUUUAAAAAUUGUUUUUAUAAGUAAGAAAAAUGAGAGUAGAGGGAGUUUUGAGCAUCUGAAAUUAAAAAAAAAAACUAUUCUUUUAUAGACUUGAACAUUUUAGUUACAGAAAACAUUGUAUAUAUAAUUUAUAUACUAUUAAAAAAAUUAAGUAUGAAGCCAAACUGUCUAACCCAUAAUGGUAACUGAGCUUUUCUAACUCAGUUACCAUCUUCCCUCAUUUGUAAUGCUUUAGUUGCUGCUUUUUUGGUGUUCAGGAUAACUGUAAUGCUAUCUUAUAUUUCUCUAUUUAAUUCUUAUCUUAAGUAUUAAAAACCCACCCACCUCAAAGAAAGCUCUGAUUUUCCCGUCAUAAAAGCCUUUGUUCCAAACUCAUCUCUGAACCCAGUAAAAUAAGAACCUGGCACUUUUGAUAAAGUAGCCUGUACUUUAAUAUUCUGCACACCUAUCCAAUGUAUUAAUAAUUCUUAGUUCACUAAAUUUGAGGAUGAGAGCUUUACCUGUAUUUCAGAUUAAGCCUUGAAGUACUUAAAGUACUUGAAGGGAAAAAUUAAGGUGGCAGUCUCCUGGGAUCUUGUUCAGAAAACGCUGUAAGUGAAAAAUUGAUAUUACCGAAUUGUGCCUUUGUAAGUAGCCUUUUUAGAGCAUUUUUACAUCAGUUUAAAAAUACAUAAAUAAUACAGUAAAACCAGAAUCUGAUUCUUGAGCAAAAUACCUUUUUCCUUUCUAAAAAUAUGAUUUUGAUGUGCUUUCAAACAUUUUAACAAGACUCUAACAAUAACUUCAGAGAAAACAGUUUCUAAGCAAAAAUUUGAGACAUACACGUGACAUACACAUGCAUAUGAGAAAAUCAUAGGUUUUAUAUUAACACCAUGGUUAGCUAGCUAAAUUGAACUCUGUCUGAAACACUUUAAGCACUUAUCACACAUUCCACAUCCAGAAUCUUAAAAUUUGAUAUUUACUGACUGAACUAUGAUCAGAUUGCAUAGAGGCAUUUCAGAAUAUUGGCUUGUAGAAUAUUGUGAAGUGCCAUAUACUCUGGUCAAAUCUCCAAUAUACAGAUAUGAUAGUGUGAACAGAGUCCAAAGGUAGGGAACACUAAUAAAAUUACAUAAAUAGCCUACCAAAAUUUCCUUGUAUUCAUUAGUUACAGUACAGUGUUCAGAAAUAUAUGUGUUUAAAACCAUCUUUUGAUUGAAUUUUUCUAUUACAUUUGAAUUUUUUAGGACAUUUGAUUUUAAUAAAAUAUGGGAAGUCUAGCAACUCUCUAUGGUGGACCACAAUUAUGUUACAAGUUCUUAUUGUAGGAAUUAACAUUCCAAAAUUUUGUAUUAUAAAUGACUUAAGAAUCUUAUAAAACAUGUUAUCCUGUUAAAACUCUUGCACAGUUGCCACUACAGUAGAUGUAUAUACUGGUAGUUCAUUAGCAAAGAAAUCAUCUGGUCAUAAUGUGAUGUUCUCUGAAACCCCACAUACUAAAAUCAGUUGUUUACAAUUUCAAAGAACUUACUUCGGUGGAAACUUCUGAGAGAACGAUAACUUGCUUUCAUCAGAAUAAGAUGGUUUCAGUCUCAUUCUGAAGGUAUGUAAUACGGGGGAGAGAGGGUUCAAAGAACAUUACUGUGGGUAGAUCUCCCUUUAGAUCUCAUGUUCUCCCGCUAUAAAGUAUAGGCAAAAGUGCCCUACAAACUGGUUUAAUUAAGACAAAAUCAAAGUCUGCAUAUAAUGAAAGGUAAGGGUUUGUGUUAUUAAUUUAUCACAAAACCCACAUGACAACUCAAUAGGGAAAAGUCUUUCCUCCAAAAAAUUAUAGCCAACACUAAUUUCCUAAACAAUUCAAAAACAUUUUCCUAUUUUGAAAUUUGUUUCAAUAUAGUACUAAAAGGAAACAUUGGAUUUUACUUUGGGGGAGGAAACAAAAGAGGGUUAACUGGUUUGGGUAAUAUUCAAAUUCUUUGGUCCCACUUUAUAAGAAAGUUCAUGUCAACAGCAAAAUUAUUAGAACUGUAUUAACUGGGUAAUUUUUAACAUUAACUUCCAAAUAACACUACUACAUUCUGAGGUGACAAUACCAAAGCACUUUUUAAUCAAGGUCUAAGUCACUUAAGAUUAUCCGUUUUAAAAUAUAUGAUCUACAAAGUUAUGCAUUCAUCUUUAGUUCCAAAAAAUUUUUAUCAUCCCAAAAGGUAAAAUCAUCCCCCAGUCCCUUCACUCCUGCAGCUCCUGGUAACCACUAAUCUGCUGCCUUUGUGGAUUUACCUAUCCUGGAUUUACCAUCCAUUUUAUAUAAAAGGGAUCAUACAGUAAAUGAUCUCUUGUAUCUGAUUUCUUGGAAUAAUGCUUUUAAGAUCCAUCAUUGUAUGUAUCAGUACUUUAUUCCUUUGUAUGGCUAAUAUUCCAUUGUAUGGUUAUAACACAUUUUAUGUAUUUAAAUGGACUUUGGAGUUGUUUGCACCUUUUGGCUGUUGUGACUAGUGCUGCUAUAGAACAUUUGUGCACAUUUUUAACAACUGUUUCCAGUUCUUUUGGUUAGAUAUUAUUGUUGGGCCAUAGAGUAAUUCUGCUUAACUUUUUGCCAAAAUGUUUUACACAGUGACUGCCCCAUUUUACAUUCCCAACAGCAGUGUAUGAGGGUUUCCAGUUUCUCCACAUCCUCACUAUUUUAUUUGUCAUCCAAGUGGGUGUGAAGUGGUAUUUCUCCCAGUGUAUUUUUAGCUUUAGUGUAUGUUGGGGCAGCCAUGAACUAGAUUAUUGAGUAGAUUACCCAACCUCCUCUUUUUUUUUGUCCAGAGAACUCAUCUUUAACAAUCCUACGUAUUUUUAUAAGCUUUGUGUUAUAUUGGAAAGGUCAGUUUCAUCGUUUCCUUUGAAGAGAUUUGGGAAGAAAAACAUUACCAAAAAAUGCCAAAACCCUGGAAUGUAAACAAUCUGGAAAGAAUAGGAAGCCUAAGAUAAUAACAAAAAGAUCACUUUAAAAAAUGUGGAUCUAUUUCAGGGAUUUGUUUCAGAGAAUGAACUUGCUUAUUAAUGUUAGUUUAUAAUGGUUGAACCAUGUUCCACUGUCACCUGUCAUUUUUUAAGUCCCAGUUUAGGUACAGAGUAGCAAGAAUGCCCAACUAUUAAUUCCUCAGAAACUGAGAUGAUUAUAACUGAAUAUAACUUGUUAUAAUGCAUAACCAGCAAAAGACUAAAUUAUAGUUACUAAAAAUCUUAGGUUUUGAAAAGGAAAUCCUAAAGACAAAGUAAGCUUUAAAAAUAGAUUAAAAACAUAAUUAUAUUAAAAAUUAUAAUGCGGAAAAUUAUCUUGCAACUUGUGUUGAAUCAUAUUGAGGCUAGAUGCUUAAAUGAAUAUUUUAUACAUUAAUGAUAAAGUAAUCUUUAAAUUGUAAACCUUAAAAAUACUAAGUGUAUGGUAGCUGGCUGAUGCUACCCUCAAUGCAACUUAGCAACUGGAUUCAUUCAGACUUUACAUUGUCAAAACAUGGUCAGUGAUAGUUCUUAUUCAUAAUUUUUAAUUACCUUGAGAAAUGUCACUUAAAAAAAACAAUUAUCUCCAUCUUCUGUCCAUUUUUUAUUUAUAUGUUGAAGGGUUUAUAAAAUGCAAUCCAUUUUGCCUGGUAACUCACUUUAAUGAUGUUCUGAAUGUUACUGAUGUUUCUCUUUCGUGUGUUGAAGUAUUCCUAAUUGGUAUUUUUGCUUGUUUCACCUCAUUUGUGUACUUUCUAUAUUGCAAAUGGUUCAGUGGGGAAUUGGAUAAGCUUUAUUUAGAUGGCUUCUAAUGGCUGAACAAUAUAAAUUAAACACACUUUUAAAAGACUAUAUUGUAUAUAAUCUGUUUACCCUGUGGAGUAGUUUGGAGAGAGAUAUAUCUAGGGAUAAAAUCAUCUAAAAAUAAACCUGACCGGACUUCCCUGGUGAUGCAAGGGGUAAAGUCUCAGUGCUUUGAAGCUAUCCUCAGCCACUGAAGUACAAGUUCGAUCCCCAGCCAGGGAGCUGACCCACAUGGCCCAGCAGACCUCUCCUGUCUUGCCUGUUGCUCCCCUUAGUAGAUCCAUCUGUUCUGCUCCCCAUUCUGUCUCUGGUGAAUCCUCUCACCCCUUGCAUUUCUGGCCUGCACCCCAGCUCUUGUACGCACAAAUAAAUAAUCUUUAAAAAAAAAAAGUAAAGCUGACAUUCCUCAGAAACGCUGGGUUAAUGAUAGUGUUUUAGAUGUCUUAAGCCAAAGAAUAAUAUUCCUGCUGAAACUAUAGGAUUUUUUAAAAAUUGUAUUGUGAAUAAUAUAAUUACAUUACCCCUUUCAUAUCUUUACCAUAUACCCAAAGAAAUUGACUUUUUGCAUCCUGGAUUGGUUUUUCAUUCUAAAUGAAAAAAAUCUCUUGAUGCUUUGGUCCUUUAAAAUUAAUUAUUUCAGUAUGUUUUGUCACUUUGUCAAGUAGGUUGACAAGGAUUGACCCCCAAGAAGAAAUUCCAUACUCAUGAGCAGUGAUUCCAUUCCUUCUUCCCCUGGUAUAUACUUAACUACUUUUUUGUCUUUAUGGAUUUGCCUAUUUUGAAAAUUUCAUAUAUGAAGAAUCAUAGCUACAUAGUCUUUUUAAUUUCACAUAGUUUUAAGGUUCUUCCAUGUUGUAGCAUUUAUCAAUUUAUUCCUUUUUUCUGACAGUAAUCUGUUGUGUAUAGAAAACACAUUUAUGCACUCAUCAGUUGACAUUUGGAUUGCUUCUUUUGGAUUCUGUAUAAUACACAGUUGUGUACAAGUUUUUGAGUGGACAUCUAUUUUCAUUUCUUUUUAGGCAUUUAAGAGUGAAACUGCUGGUUCACAUGGAUAAUUUUUAACCUCUUUUACUGCCAGAUUCUUAUCCAAAGUAAUCCCAUUUUGUAUUCCCACUAGCAAUGUUCAAAGGUUCUAGUUUCUUCACAGUAUCACUUGUUCAUUCUUUUUGAUUACAGCCACCCCAGUGUAAAGUGGCAUUUCCUUGAUGGCUAAUGAUGAUGAGCCUACUUUUAUGUAUUUUGCCAUUUGUGUAUCUUUGGAGCCAGAGUUUUAAAAGUUGUCUUUUAAUUGUUGAGGACCCCCACCCUUUUUAAAACUCAUCAUCCCUCAAUUCUUCAUGGCUGUCCAGGAACUAAACCUUGCCGUCUGUGCUUAAUACAUCCUAUUAAUGUUCCAACCUACCGGUCUCUUCCUGAGAGCCAGCAGAUGGCAGUGCUAGGCCCACAAUACUAUUUAUAUGCUCAAUAUAAUAGGAAGCACACCAUGAGAACAAUGCAGAAAUCCCUUAGAAGGUUAGGAGGACAUUUAACUCUACUGUCCUUUAAAAUACAACCUUGCAGGCAUCUGCUAGUACAUCUGCCUUAAGUAUUUACCCAAGUUCACAUUUAUUUUACCAUUAAAAGACUCUUGCUUUUGCUGUUGAUUUCUCACAAUCUGUUACUACAAUAUAACCUCUUAAACAUUUUGUAUGGUUUGUGGGAAUAAUUUUAUGAUAAAGGGAUAUUUGUCUAAAAGAAACAAAAGCAGCCAGUUAGCCUUCCAAUAGUUGUCCCUUUAUUUUUCUAGAAUAUACAGCGUGAUAUUAUAUUUACGUGAAUACAAUUACCAAGAAUAUACUUGAGCUUAAAUAACUCAGGAAUAAAUUUUAGAGCUAAGCCCUAAUCAAUUCCACAUUUAUAUAAAUGUACCUUUAAAAUAUUUGAUUAGGGCCUCUCUGGUGGCACAGGGGUUAAACACAGUGCUAUCAAGCUAUCACCAACCAUUGGCGGCAUGAGUUCGAUCCCUGGCUGGCCAGGGAGCAACCCACAUAGUGCAGCAGACCUCUCCUGCUCCCCUCAGCAGUGUUAUUUCAAUCAGUCCGCCUGUUCUGCUCCCCACUCUAUGGUGAAUCCUCUCACCCCUUCCCCGCACCUCUGGCUUACACCCCAGUUCUUGUAUGCAUAAAUAAAUCUUUAAAAAAUAAAUAUUUACCUAGCUCAAUGAGUUUAAGGAUGUAGUUUUCCUAAAAAUAACUAAGCUGAUGGUAUAAGCAAACAUCAUUUGGGAAGAGUGGUAUCCAACUGCUGAUCCUUGGAAAAGGAACUGCUGAUAGAUUUCUAAUCACUUCCUCAGAAUUCAACCUUCUGAUAGGUAAUCAGACCCCAGAACAGAUUAAUUUUCCCUUUAUUAGAUUUAGAUAAUGAACUCGCAAAUAUAUCCUUUGCUCUUUAUUAUUCAAUCCGAGUUUUCAUACUAAUUUUAACCAAAGUUUACAUUAUUGAAACAUUUCAACGUACCACCAGGAAACAUAAGCACUUGUUUCAUGACUAACAACCAGAAAUUCCAUAUUUAAGAAAGUUUGAUUCGGUACUUACGGUUUUCUGGACCAUUUAAGCAUUUAACACUGUUUUCGAGCCCUCCCUCCAAUUAACUUUUCAUUUUUUGGUUCAGUAAUAUUCCCUAUUGUCUAAAUUAUUCAGUCACUUUUUACAUGUUUUUUUCCUCCACCUUAUAUAUUCUCAAUUAAAAAAAACUUAAAUCUGUUAUUUUAAUCUCCCAGAUUAUCAGUUUCUCAAU